Messenger RNA from Dichomitus squalens LYAD-421 SS1, 5397 nucleotides. RefSeq lists its product as uncharacterized. The transcript has 19 exons. Gene Ontology annotation, biological process: rescue of stalled cytosolic ribosome; ribosome-associated ubiquitin-dependent protein catabolic process. Lineage: Eukaryota; Fungi; Basidiomycota; Agaricomycetes; Polyporales; Polyporaceae. The record is from RefSeq and is a predicted model, not a curated record. Gene Ontology annotation, molecular function: zinc ion binding; ribosomal large subunit binding; ubiquitin protein ligase activity. Bases 1 to 5397 code for a protein of 1798 amino acids. Gene Ontology annotation, cellular component: cytosol; RQC complex.
AUGGCACCCAAGGGAAAGUCGUCCGCGACAUCUGCUACGCGCAAGAAGCAUGCUCGCAAGGCUGCCUCCACACAGGGCGUCGUGGAAGAGCCCCAGGUACCCAAGGAGAAGAAGCCCAAAGGCAAGGAUAAGAAGAGCAAGAAGGAGCCUCGCAAGAAGGUCUAUGUCCCCCCUGUAAAACCCGCUCCAAUCGUUCCAGAUCCUCUUGAUACUCUUGGGCUCGCGCAGAGGCUCCCUGCGGAACUCGUCGUGGUGCUGCGCCUCCUCGCGAAGAAGGAUGCUACCACGAAACGACGCGCUCUCGAAGAUAUGCAGACCGCUUGGAUUGGCCGAGCGAAGAAGGGCGAAGAGGGCGAGUACCUUGUCUACACCUUACAGGAGAUCAUUCCGGUCUGGCUACACCACAUCCCAGCCCUCUUCCUGCACCCCUCCAGACGGAUCAGACUCCAGGCCAUCGCCCUCCACUCCUCCUUCCUCGAGAUUCCAAACCUACGCACCCAGAUCUUCUUCCAGAUCCGUGAAGCUAUCUCGUCCGACCAAGCAGAAUCUAUCCUAGGCUCGUGGUGCCUCGCCGUGCACGACGUCGACCGCCAGGUCUCCUCCUUUGCGCGCGAGUCCUGGCUCCGGUACGUCACCGCCGCCUCCCCCUCCGACGACAAGCUCGCCCUCGGCGCGACGCUCCUCCCGCGCCUCUGGGACUUCGUCCAGCGCACACUCCUCGACCCCUCGGGAGUCUACCUCUACAUUAACCCCCCACAACCCAUGCUGCCAGUCCGAGCCCAAGGCGGAAAGAAGGGCAGCGGGCGCGGUACCCCAGUACGGCGCGACGGGGACGCGAGCCCGAGCCCGAGCCCGAGCCCGCGCGCGAAGGCGGACGAGGACGAGGAGAACGAACAGGAUAGGAAGGCGCGCCUGCGCGUGGGUGCCUUCGGGGCGACCGAGUGGGUUUUGAAUGCAAAAUACACCGCUGCCGCUGCUCCGAGCAAGACGGACGAGAGGGCGGAGGCGAAGACGACGGCGAGUGUGAAUGAGGCUGAAGAGAAGGAGGACGCGUUCUUCGAGCCUCUUGCGAAUCCAGCUCUGUGGUCGUCUCUGUACUAUGGAAAGGUACCACCAUUCGUCGACUCUGAGAGCUUCGGCUUCGAGCAGCCCGUGGUAAGACGAUCGGCGUGGUCGUUGCUCCAGACGUUAGUCCAGAAGUGCAAGGCUCAACUCGAGAGCCUCGUCCCCGUCCUGAGCAGCGCUAUCCUCAGGUCUGCCUGGGUCGAACCCGAUCCGAACGUCAGAGCUGCGAUGUGGCAACCGCUGCUCGUCUUCCUCAAGGAACACCCAAAUGCUUGGACGCUGGAAGCGGAGGCCGAGAAGGAGGAUGAGGAAGAGUCAGGCUCCGACAGUGAUGGCGAAGCCUCGAAGCCUCCUCUAAAACCAUCCACGUCUCCGACUGGCCCAUCGCAAGCGUACACGGAGUUCCUGCAGUUCCUCGCCACCGGGUGCUCCGGGUCUCCUGCACAGGGGUACCCUACUGUCCUCAUCAUCUUAUCCACAAUUCCAUCUUCGAUCGUUUCGCCCUCUUCUGAACGUCCACUUGAGGAUCUCUUCGUGUCCUUCUGGGCCGCGGUCGAUGCCCGCGUGCUGAACUCGCUCGACCGCGUAGCCGCAUCCACAGCGUUCUUCGCAUCCGUCUUGGAAUCCCUGGUGUUCGUCGUCCGUCGUGUCGUGUCGGCUCCAGCAGACGAAGCCAUUUCUCUCAUCCACGGCACGGCCGCGGAAAGCCAAUCUCCGAACGUCGACGCCGCCGUGAAGACGCUCAUCCAGGACCAGAUCAAGCGCGCCUGGCAAGAGCUGUCCUCCGGGAGGCUCAAGGUCAAGGGGGCGAGCGCCGGGACGGAGCUGGCGAAGACUUUCGCGGCUUUGUACAGGCUUCGCGCAGACUUGUUCGAGGCCGGAUGGAGGGUCGUCGCUGGGGCGAUCGAGAACUCCGUCAAGUCCGCCGCGGAGGCGGUCCCUGCGCUUGUGCCCGAACUCCUGCAGCAGUUCGUCGCCUCGCUGGAGAGGGGGACUGCGCCUGCAGAUGCUGCGAACGAUCUUUUGCUGCUUGUGGUGAGGACGACGCUCGAGGAGUGCGCGGCGCUGUUGCAGGCGGACGAGGCGCAGGACGCGCGUGUGGCGUCCCUUGUUGGAAUUCUCGAGAGGUUCGGCGAGCUUGUCUUCGCGGACGACCAGAUGGCGAAGGACGUAGACGGAUUGGUUCAGUCUCAGACAGACCGCCUCCUCACAGCGAUGCCAUCCCUGCUGCUCCUCUACCUCAAGUUCCGCAAAGAUGAAGUGGUCGCGUCGACAGUCUGGCACCGUGUGCUCGAGACUGUUGGGCGUAGCCCUGAGGAGCUCGACUCGACGCUCCCCGCGCUUCUGGAUGCAGCGGAGAGUAAGCGGCUUCCCGACUACCUGAGACCACAAGGAGAGGCGCUCCACGACGCGGCCGCCCACAUGCUCUCCGAGGCGCUCGCUGGUCCCCAGGGUGCGACUUCCACAUCGCUGAUCGGGAGGCUUCUGGUCAACUACCAGCCCUUCAUCUCUCGAAGCUGCCGUGAGGGUCUUCUGCACAGCCUCGUGGACUCGUUCAGACUCCACUUCGACGACGUCUUGCACGAGAACAAGUCUUCUGUGGACGCGUUCAACAUUCCUCUGAGCCUACUUCACGACCUCAUUGAGCGUGACCCGUCCGCGAGCGCAAUUGAGAGCUUCGCGUCCUCGCUCUUCCCGUAUGCGUUCUUGCUCGCCUUUCUACUUCCACAAGUCCUCCCGGUGGACGCCAAGCAACAAGCUCUCGCUAAGGGACUCUGGCAGAAGUGGGUCCACAUCGGCUCUGCGGAGGCGAAGGGCACUACGUUGUCUGUCAUCAAACAUCUGCUGCGUGAACUGCUCAUUGACAGCUCCAAUAAAGCCACGCCAGAGCAUGUCUUGCGUACUCUGUCUGCCUCUUCGUUCGGCUCAAAGGUCGACGUGCUAUCGGAUAUAUUCCCAUCCAGGGCGGAGCUAGACAGCAUGUUGGAAGCGCUACCCUCUACCCCUCUGGAUCCGAGUUUGGCGGUCGUGGACCCUCUCGUACCACCAUCGGUGCAAUACCGCUCAAUCAAAGUUACAGCGAGCGAGUUCGAUACGCAGGGCCUCGCGAAGUACGCGCGCACCGUGCACGGGCUGUUGCUUUACCUCGUAGACGAGCGGCAGACAGCGAAGGAGAGCAUGUGGGCGCUGCACCAUAUCCUUGCGCUCGCGAUCUACGCGGAGGAGAGCAGUUACCUGCCUGGUGCGCAGAGCCCGGUGUUCGCCAAGACCGUCGCUCGCGCUACAUUGCAGAGCAUAUUGGACAGAGUGCAGCAGCUCGCGGCGUACCUUCUUUCCUCGGCCACGGACGAGAAGUGGCACUCCAGCGUGACGAAUGCGCUCGUGAACCAGGGUCCGGCGACGGGUCUUGAGGGGGUCGGCCAGCUUGUUGUUGACUUGGUCGGCCGUGCGACGCGUCGUGACACGGUCCGCGAGUCGCGUGUCCUUCAUAUGAUCCUCCGGCACGCUCUCAGUACCGCAACGAAGGCAGACUCGGAGCAAUGGAUGCUUGUCGCCAGGAAGAUUGAGAAGUUGGCUCCUCAUACAUCCCUCGCAAUCAUCUUCUCCAUCACCCGCUAUGCGCCAGAGCCGACGCGGCUGGAACGGUUCCGCAACGAGCUCGCAGCGGGCACGUUGGGCAUCCCAGCUUCAAAGGCGAACACCGAGGGGCUCUGGCUCCUCCGCAACCUCGCAGCGUCCGCGCCCGACCCGGACUCCGACGUGGUCUUCCUUCCACAGCAGCGUGCGAUCAACCUCAUUAAAGCCUGCCAGCAGUGGAUCACAUCAGACGAGGACCUGGAAGAGGACGUGCAGAGCGAGAUGACGCUGGUGUUUGCGAGCCUGGUGCCGAUCCUGUCCAACGUGCCGGGCGGGCACUGGGAUCUUGUGUUCGAUGUGGUGGAGAACAAUCUCGAGAACUCGACAUUGGAUGAUCCAUCCACCUAUGUCACCCUCAGCAGGACGCUCCAGUUGUUCAUGAUCAUCGAGGACUUCGCAUCCUCGAAUAAGGCGCUCAAAGCGAUAUGGGAUGAGAGGAGAUCAGCCAUUCUCACCCUGAUCCGAGAUCUCGUUUCGCUCAAGCUGGAGAGUUCAACUUUAUCAACGCCGUUGUCGAUGUGCCGGGAGCUCGCCCUUCAAAUUGUGCAAGAUCUUCCUCCCUCUCUUCUCACCCGAGAUACGCUCCCGAAGAUGUGUCACCUCGUCACAGACGGCUCCAUCGACGUGCAACGGAUGGCAUACCAGCUCCUGCAGGAAGCAGCGAAGAAGUACACGGAAGAGCUUGUCAUCGAGGCUGCUGUCGACACCGAAGAUGCUGUGAAACCAGAACUUCCUACUGAGUUGCUGAAUAUCUUGCAACACAGUCUGAAUCAGGAAGAAGGGGAGGAGUACGGAGAGGGCUGGUUCGGCCAAAUACUGGCUUGGAUGGUAACGUUUGAUCUGUUCCAUGGCGCCUCAAUGAAAGUGAAGUCGGGCUAUAUCGACCAACUCAAGGAUCUUGACCUCGUGGGCUCCAGACUUCUCCCAGUUGUCUUUGGCUUAUUGGACCUAUACGGAGGCAUGGCGAAAGCGUUCAAGCUCGAGAUCUGGGACGUAGACGAGUUCUAUCUCGACUAUUAUACCACUGAUACACCGAUCUCCCUCCGACUCCUCACCGCCCACCUCUAUUACCGCGCGCUGCUCCUCGUCCCAUCUCUCAUCCGCGCCUGGCUCAACGAUUGUCGCGACCGCCAGCUUCACACAACAGUUACAGCAUACACAUCGCGCCACUUCUCGCCGGCGAUUAUCCGUACCGAAUUAGAGCGCGUCAAGGACCCCAGCACGGCACAGGAACUUGUGAGCGAGAACGAGAACAUCACCAUCAAGGUCGCGAACGCCGUCAACGAAGUUACUGCCGCCUAUGCAGUCGACGAGCAGAAGCUCGAAUUGACCAUCAAGCUCCCAGCGGACUGGCCGCUUCACGCGGUCGACAUUCGAGACUCCAGGCUAGUGGGCGUCACGGAAGACCGAUGGAGAGCGUGGGUGCUGGGUGUACGGCAGAUCUUGACAUUCCGGAGUGGAAGCAUUGUCGACGGGCUGAGCUUCUUCCUGAAGAACGUCACGUCGCACUUCGCAGGCAUCGCUGAGUGUGCAAUCUGCUAUUCCAUCGUGAACCCCACCGACGGUAGCUUGCCACGCAAGCCUUGCAAGACUUGCAAGAACCGCUUCCAUGCAGCAUGUCUUUACAAGUGGUUCAACACGAGUCAUUCGUCAAGUUGCCCGCUUUGCCGUUCUGAAAUCAUGACAGGAAAAUGA